Molecule: messenger RNA, 2068 nt
Organism: Polychytrium aggregatum
Lineage: Eukaryota; Fungi; Chytridiomycota; Chytridiomycetes; Polychytriales
Exons: 2
Coding region: 378-1577 (399 amino acids)
Source: RefSeq, a predicted model, not a curated record
UCCAUUCACACAGCUCCCCAGGAAACACGCGCAGACGCUUAAUGUGGUGGAGAGGGUUGCUCAAAUCGCCGGCCCGGUCUUAUCCAACCUCACGAUGGAGACGGAUCGACCAUCGUCUCCAUCGCCGGGCAGGCUGAGGAUUUAUUCCGGUUCUCCAUCCUGGCUACCAUUUGAACAGAUCAGGCGUCCCGGGGUGGCAGAGUCCUGUGGCAAUCAAGCCCUGGUGGGCUUGGCACUAACAGGGUUUGCACCGCGAGAGAAUUGCUGAUCUGUCCGUCAACAUACAAGAGCAAGAGGAACUACCUAGGGCCUACUUUGAGAUAUGGAGCUGACUCAGAGUGGCUGGCGCUGAAGCAGGACUUGACUUGCUCACUGGUAUGGGUAAGCCGAGGAUGAAGAGUUUGGGCAAGGACCGGACAAGAAGGGGUGGUGUUUCGUUUGGUUUGGUUUGGUUUGGUUUGGUUUGGUGCUGUUGCAAGCGGGUGCCGAAACAGCGUCGGCGGCAAUCACAUCAUCUGCGCGCCGGUGGCUGGGACGUUGGCGAGCUCGACGGAGGAAGGGACGGCUCCGUAGCCGCUAAAGUCGAAGCAGCAGUCACAGUUCGAGACGGAGGAGGCAUAUCCGUCGGACUCCGCCUCAGAGGGGACGGAGCCAAUGGCUGGGAGGAACAGCCCGGUUUCGUCGAGUGGGAGCGAAUAGCAAUUGGCUUCCAUCUUGGCGAGGGUGCUGUCGUCAGCAAAGGUGGCGUAGAGCUCGUUGAAGGGCGAGGCGGGAAAAAAGCUCUGGGCGGGAAAGGGCAGACCUUCGGUUGGUCGAGGACCGACGGGGAGAAAGUUCAUAGCGCCUUGCUGUUCGAGCGGGGACAGGACCGGCGUAGGAAGCAGCGGCAAAACAGAGUUCCAGGCAAGGGUCGCGUCGGAUUCGGCCGGAGAUGCCUGGCGCGAAGGGACGACCGAGUCGGCGGUGUAGAAGAAAACUUGAUCGCUUCCGGACAGAAUGGGCGUCCAGGGGUACAUAGGAGGAAAGGCGGAGGCGAGGGGAUAGAGGGGAGGGGUGAGCUGCUGGAACUGAGAAACCGGGGUGGUGACCAGGCCAGUGACACGCUGAGUCUCGAUAUCCAAGAAGGGAACCGAAGGAGAGGGCGUAACCGCGGGAGAAAUGUUGAAUGCAGGAGGGACCGUGGCCGCAGGGAUAUGAGCGGCGGUGGCGGUGGUGGCUUCGAUGUGAUUGUGCUGAGCCCGCGGGAGCUUGCGAUCAUAAGGCUUCGCCCUGUGGAGCGACGGGCACGGUUCCACGGGAGCAGGAGCCAGAACAUGAGCAGGAGCAGCGGGACCAGAGGCAGAGGCACUGCUCUUGGGCAGCAGGGCGCGAGCCGAGCAGGUCGAGAACUGCUUCAUGUAGUGGUUGUUCUUAUGACGGCCGCGGGGCAUGAUGGUAAUAGCGGUGGAAGUGUGUACAGAGGGAGAGGCGAUGCAGAUGAUGGGGGGAGAGUGAAUGAAUACAGAAGCGAAUCCCGAAGCGAUGCAGUCGAAGUUGGGAGUGGAGUCCGGGAGCAGAGUCCGGAGGAUGGGAUGUAGCAACGGAUUACGCAAUGGGAACAAGAGUUGGAUCGAGAAUGGAAACGCGGUUGGACGAUGGGCUCAAGGUAUCGGGAUAUACUCGAGAAUCAGCGUGUGGGCAGAGUGGCUGGGCUCGGCAGUUUCACGGUUGCGAGCAGUGUGCCCGGGAGGGACGAAUGGGAGAGGAGCGAUCACGGAGACACCGAAGCGACAGAGCACUUGGCGAAAGGGACUGGAGGAUCAGACGGGAGGGGCGCCUGGGUGCAGCGUCAGCGAGGCAGGAGCUGGAAAGGCGAAUGUUUGGAAGGGCUGAAGCAGCGUGGGGCUGGUUGCUUCGAAUGUCAAAUGUCGCUGCAAAUUUUCAACAGGAGGGCAAUGAAAAGCUGAAUGUCGGUAAGAGGUUUAACCAUAGUACGUGCAGAUGGUCGAAGUGGGCAGAUCGGAUAGGAAGGGCGGUGGAAGGUUGGCCAGCAGUUCCCGGGAGCAGGGCGGAAUUUAUACGAGCGCGG